AUGUCGAUUACAACAUUUCAGAAGGUGACUCUUGUAUCGUGUAUUGUGUUAUGUAUAUCUUUAUUCCUUCCACAAAUGAUCUUAAACGGAGUGCAGAAGGAAAUUAUGCAGAAGGCGGGAAUGCCCCGCAAACAGCCCCUGGAGGGGUUGGAGCCCUGGGAGACGGAGUCGGUGUACCCGGGCGCUCUCAGCUCCGAGGCCAUCGCCAAGGCGCAGGUCAAAGGAGCCAUGGGGGGGAACAAGAAGUCCAGCCAUUUGGGGCAGAUCGUACCCAUAUAUGGAGUCGGGAUCCUCUUAUACAUCCUUCACAUCUUUGUCAAGACCCCCUUCUGGCGGCGCAGUAUCAGUGAGGAGGAUCUGGCCACGCUGGAGGCCCGUCUAGCCCACGCAGAGAUGCUGAUGAGCAGAGUGAUGUCCGCAUCGUCCGUCGUCGUCAGGCCCGAGAGUGUCAAAUCCCAUCGUUCCUCGCGGAAGAGGCGGCAGUCAAGUUUACUGCGUCGGCUGCGGAGGUUUGGCCGAUCGUUCCAGGAGGAUCAACGGGAAGAGGAGGUCACCCCAGAGAUGGAGGCUGAGGAGGUGUCCUACACAGUGGAUUGGGAAGGCUACCCAGAGGAGACCUUCCCCAAGUACGACCAGCCCUGUGGCCCUCGCAAAUACGACACCAUUAUCGUAGAGGCCCCCGACCCCAACCAGCCCUCCGCAGAGGAGCUCGCCGAGCAAGUGGCCAAAGAGGAGCUGGAGGCACAGAGAGAGCUCGCAGUGAUCGAAGAGGGAGAUGAAGAGAUGGAGGAGGAAGAGGAGGAGGAGGAGACAGAGGAGGAGAAGACGGAGGAAACAGAAGAGGAUGAGGAGGAGGAGGACGAGGAGGAGGAGGAGGAGGAGGAAGACGAAGAGGUUGAGACAGAAGAGGACGAGGUGUUGAUGUUUAAGGCGGCGAUGGAAGAGGAGGAAGAGGAGGAGGAAGAGGUCGGCGAGGAGACGCCAUGUCUGCCCCAGCCGGAGAGCGCGGACGACCGGAGAGGCCUGAGCCUCGGGCAGUUCUUAGGGCUGACCCCUGCUGACCCGCCCGAGUGCAGACGCCGACGCAUCACCUUCAGCGAACACAAGGACAUCUUCCGCUACCCGCGCGAGGAGGAUGAACAGGAGGUGGGCCUCGAGGAGUUCCUCAGCACGUACCGCCCGGUGAUGAACGAGAGACUUAGCCAGGCCAGGGUGGACCCGCCGCCGACCUCCAGCCAACUCCGCAUGCGCAACAAGGGCAGAGACAAGAAGGACUGA
This is a messenger RNA of Sardina pilchardus (European sardine), 1278 nucleotides long. RefSeq names its product RIC3 acetylcholine receptor chaperone a (gene ric3a). The coding region runs from base 1 to 1278 and encodes 425 amino acids. The record is from RefSeq and is a predicted model, not a curated record. The transcript is spliced from 7 exons. Lineage: Eukaryota; Metazoa; Chordata; Actinopteri; Clupeiformes; Clupeidae. Gene Ontology annotation, biological process: synaptic transmission, cholinergic; protein localization to cell surface. Gene Ontology annotation, cellular component: neuronal cell body; neuron projection; intracellular membrane-bounded organelle.